UGGACGAGGCGACUUCCAUGCCGCGGGACAGACAGGACAAACCAAAACAAAAGACUUAAAAUAAACGAAAAAAAAAACGUGAUGAAGGGGCUUACUGUUUUGGGUCUGGUCUUCUGUCACGGUGCACACAGCAGGGAGGAACGAGGAACACGCAGACGAGGAGAUACUUUAAAAUAAUAGUCUUUAAUGGUGACAUCAGGACAGGGCAGGACAAGGCAAGGUACACACAGACAGGAACACCGGGGAAUAACGAGUAGACCAGACAAACACUAACUAAACAGGCAGGAACUAAAUACACAUGACAAACACUGAUAAUUACUGAAACACGGCUGGACAAGACUUAACUAAUAAUCACACUUAACAAGGACAGGAACAAGACCAAAUAUGGACACAAGAGGCAGGAACACAUGACACACACGACAGAGGACUGACAGAUACAGGAUUAUUAGAGAAGAUGCCAGACUUUUGUGCAGCCUACGGAUGCUCCAAUGAACGCGGUAUCGAAACGAGAGCCCGUGGGAUCACCUUUCACCUGUUUCCCAAAACUGGACAGAUAAGGAAGCAAUGGGAACUUGCCCUGAGAAGGGACGGAUUUGUUGCCUCUAAGAGGACACUGCUCUGCAAUGAACACUUCAGGAGCGAGGACUUUGACAGGACGGGGCAGACUGUCCGGCUUAAAGGUGGUGUUGUGCCAAGUAUUUUCGAUUUUCCAGCUCAUCUUCAAAGGCUGGUGGCAACAAGAAGCACAACCACCUCUAGAAGAGCGGAAGACAACCUGCCAAUGGACUUGUCUCAGGAUGUACCUCAACCUGAUGUUGGAGAGAGGAGUUUGAACCGGAAGCGGCAGGCCACUGACCACUUGUAUUCAUUGCCUGCUUGCCCUGAAGAAGCUGUCCUGCGAUGUCUGCAGUGCCAGCCUGGUGACACAUGCUUCAUCUGCCAUCAAGGACCAGAGCUACCACCUGCUUGCUUUAAAAAACAAUGGAGGUCUGGUGAUUCCUUCAGAGGGAACCGUGAAGGUUGUCAGGGCAGCAGAGUGGGUCAUUCGGCAGGCAUCAGGCAGUACCAAACGAUCACAGCCCAUCAAGCUGCUUGAGGUCGUUUACAUUGUCCGAAAAAGGAUCGGUCUAGAGGAUGUGUUUGUGCUAGGGGAGCACAUUGGCGAGACACAGUAUGGGAUAGACAGCCACCACCAUAUGCUUUUAAAAUUAAUUGUGUACCUGUUUUUGAAGCUAAGGCUGCACCAUAUCGCCAAAGUUACAAACCUCA
This is a messenger RNA of Onychostoma macrolepis, 1269 nucleotides long. Its product is annotated as THAP domain-containing protein 2-like. The record is from RefSeq and is a predicted model, not a curated record. The transcript is spliced from 4 exons. The coding region runs from base 455 to 1096 and encodes 213 amino acids. NCBI's taxonomy places the organism in Eukaryota, Metazoa, Chordata, Actinopteri, Cypriniformes, Cyprinidae.